GCAGCGGCCGGGCUGGUUGCAGUCGGGCAGGUGGAAGAGGCGAGGCCGGGGCUGGAUCUGCCCGGGGGCGAGGGCGCCCCGGGAGCUGCUUGGAGCGGGGAGCCCGGCUGCAGGCCCCCCCCUGCCUUUGCACCCGCAGGGUGUGUGGGGCGGAUGCUGCAUUAAAGCCGCCCCAGCCGUCGGGGGCCAGGAGCUGGGGGGAGCCCCCAAGGGCGGGGUGUCCGGGGGGAGCCCCCAAGGGCGGGGGGUCCUGGGCUCGCCCCCCGGGUGCGAUGAGGGGCGCCCGGGGGCUGCCCCCCUGCUGAGCCCGGGAGGGUCCCCGCUGGGGGUUCGCUCGGCCCUGCCGCGUACGGGAUGGAGGGGCCGGGCUGCGGCGAGCCGAUGCCCCCCGACCUGAAGGAGCUGGAGAGCAAGGUGGGGCGGCGGGCCCCCGAGGGGCUGGUGCGCUGGCUCCGGGAGGACCCGGCCGCCGCGCUGCUCCGGGAGAGCCCGGCCCGGGGGCAGCGCCGGGGGCUGGCCGGGAAGAUCAAGGCACUGAAGCUGGAACUGGCCUAUCUGCGAGCCAUUGACGUCAAGAUCCUGCAGCAGCUGGUGGUGGUGAAUGAGGGCAUCGAGGCCGUGAAGUGGCUCCUGGAGGAGAAGGGGACCCUGACCAGCCACUGCAGCAGCUUGGCCAGCAGCCAGUACAGCUUGGUGGAGAGCCAGGAGACCUCGCGCCGGGGCAGCUGGACCAGCCUGCAGGACCCCAGUGAGAAGCUGGACAGCAUCUCCGUCGGCAGCUACCUGGACACGCUGGCUGACGAGAUGGACGAGUACUGCCAUGGUGCCAUGGAGCCCAUCCUGGCCUCCACGCCGGGCAGACCGGGCAUCCCGCCGGCCGGGCUGGAGCAGGACUGGUCCAGGAGCGACCCAGACAGGGGUCUGCCCAGUAAGCCAGGCAGCCCACAGGACAAAUGCAAAGCGGACCAGGAGUGGCUCCGGAUGGACCAUUCCUCGGCCCGGCCUACCCAGGAGCAGAGCACCAGGGACCCAGCCAGAGCAGCGAAGCAGCCCACUGGCCCUCAGCAGCCCCAGGUGGCCAACGGCUUCUUGGGCAGACAGGCUCCUGGUUUGGAAGCCAGUAAAGAGGCCCCGGGGGAGAGGCUGAGCAAGGGCAGCCCGGCCCGGCCGGCCUGGAGGAACGGCCAAGUCGACUUUGAGCCCUGCAAGCUCAACGGCAAACUCCACCUGGAGUACGACGCCCACUGGCGCUGGGUGCAGUCGCAGGACGACGUGACAUUCUUGUAGCCCCUGGAACCCAGCUUGCGAGGGGCUGCAUGGAAUCGCCCGCCCGCCCAAUCCUCGCCCCGAUGAGCACUCGGCGUACGGAGCGGGAGACCAAACUGGCUGCAUUGGGCUUCCUUGAGAUUCCCCACGAGCAUCGGUGGGAACAGCCUGCGGAGUGCUCCACGCCGUCCCCUUUGCAAUGUCACUUUUCCCUCGGGGUCGGCGUGGGACCUGCGCGAUGCCGGCCAGUGGCGCUGCACAGCAGGAAGCUAGACUUAUCCUGAAUAGCGAGGGCUCGGAGAGGGGUGAUCACACUAGGGACGUAACAGGAGGAGCAAGGCUGCACCUCCCAUAAAGGCACUUCGGGCUCCCCCCCCCUUUUAUUAGUGCAGAUGCUAGCGCAGGAUAGAGAGCACUUCUCCGCUGGUUCGAUCCUGCAGUCAGCCGUCACCCUGGGUUCAAGGAGGGGAGGGUGGUGGAGUGAUUAGAGCACGAGUCUAUUCCUGGCUUAGCCCCUUAACUUUGCCAUGCCUCAGUUUACCCUUCUGCAAAAUGGGGCCGAUACGCUACCUACCUGGCCGGAGAAGGCACUUUUUGACGUGCCAGUGGUGCCGCACAGGAGGCAGACAGAGACCCGGCCCUGGGAGCAUGGAGGCCCGACUGAACAGAGCCUGUUGGAGUGGGGCGUGUUAGCACUUGGGGCAUCGCAGCCUUUGCCACGGAUGGGCUGGGAUGUCGCUGGAGGAUCGGGCCAGGACAGCAGAGUGGGUGUAGAGAGCGAGCCCCUUGUUUCACCAACGCACCCGGGUUGUUUCUAGAGCCUCUACACUUUCCUUUUCUACGCCUGCUGCCCCACCCUGCUCCUAUCCUCACCCCCCCACUCCCACCCCUCAAAACCAGGUGAGAGGGCUGGGGUGGCCUCCAGGGCCCCUAAAAGCCCCAGUUGCAGUCAGGUGGGGAUUGCCCCGGGGGCAGGCGCUGUGGAGAACAACCGUAGGGCUCUGCUGUGAGCCCUGGAGCAGGGGGCAGGCUGGGUGUGGGGCUCAGGGUGGAGUUUGGGGGUGGAUUCUAGGCAGUGCUGCAGACCAUGGGACAGCCUGGGGAGGCUGCUGUAACUUAGACCGGCCCCCAGGGUGGCCUAUGUUAUAGGGGCCCUAGACCAGUCCAGGAUACUAAUGCAGCCCGGCACGUGGGGCUGCAUUAGUAGGAGCAUUGCCAGCAGAUCGAGGGAAGUGAUUAUUCCCCUCUAUUCGGCACUGGUGAGGCCAUAUCUGGAGUAUUGCGUCCAGUUUUGGUCCCCACACUACAGAAGGGAUGUGGACAAAUUGGAGAAAGUCCAGAGGAGGGCAACGAAAAUGAUUGAGGGGCUGGGACGCAUGACUUACGAGGAGGUGACACUAAACUGGGAGGAGUGGUAGAUAUGCUGGAGGGUAGGGAUAGGAUACAGAGGGACCUAGACAAAUUGGAGGAUUGGGACAAAAGAAAUCUGAUGAGGUUCAACAAGGACAAGGGCUGAGUCCUGCACUUAGGAUGGAAGAAUCCCAUGCACUGCUACAGAUUAGGGACCGAGCGGCUAAACGGCAGUUCUGCAGAAAAGGACCUAGGGGUUACAGUGGACGAGAAGCUGGAUAUGAGUCGACAGUGUGCCCUUGUUGCCAAGAAGGCCAACGACAUUUUGGGCUGUAUAAGUAGGGGCAUUGCCAGCAGAUAGAGGAACGUGAUCGUUCCCCUCUAUUCGACAUUGGUGAGGCCUCAUCUGGAAUACUGUGUCCAGUUUUGGGCCCCACACUACAAGAAGGAUGUGGAAAAAUUGGAAAGAGUCCAGCGAAGGGCAACAAAAAUGAUUAGGGGGCUGGAGCACAUGACUUAUGAGGAGAGGCUGAGGGAACUGGGAUUGUUUAGUCUGCAGAAGAGAAGAAUGAGGGGGGAUUUGAUAGCAGCCUUCAGCUACCUGAAGGGGGGUUCCAAAGAGGACGGAGCUCGGCUGUUCUUAGUGGUGGCAGAUGACAGAACAAGGAGCAAUGGUCUCAAGUUGCAGUGGCGGAGGUCUAGGUUGGAUAUUAGGAAACACUGUUUCACUAGGAGGGUGGUGAAGGUGAAGCACUGGAAUGGGUUCCCUAGGGAGGUGGUGGAAUCUCCUUCCUUGGAGGUUUUUAAGGCCCGGCUUGACAAAGCCCUGGCUGGGAUGAUUUAGUUGGGGAUUGGUCCUGCUUUGAGCAGGGGGUUGGACUAGCUGACCUCCUGAGGUCCCUUUCAAUCCUGAUAUUCUAUGAUCGGGGUGCAAAGGUUGCUCUAAAGUCUCCAAAACACCCCUCUGAGCAGCAGGUUCUGGGCAGCACCCCUUGGCAGAGCACAGAAUUCCCCCCAGUGCGUAUCGGCUCAGAUCAAAUUUGUAACUGCCCAGCCCCCAGCCUUGCCCGGGGAUCUGUACGUCCAGCUUCCCCUCCCCUCCAGUCUGGCUGGCUCAGUCGAGUUGUACUGCAGACCUAAGCAGGUGCGAUUAAGGUGUUUGCCCUGGUACACCUGGAGGUAAAGACUGGACCUUAGUGAGAUGAUGUGUGAGCCGGAAUGGAAUCCAGCUCGUUCUUCCCGAGCCGGGGUGGGUUUAUUCCAGGGCUGAAAGCAGAAAAGUGAUUAAAACUUUGUUGUCAUUAAAAUCAAUCAGGGCGAAUCUGAAGCCAUCCAAGGAGCUGCCUUGCACCAUUUUUUACGUGGGCACUUUUCAUCGGAAUUGCAUUUAAAACCCGUUCUCUUUACGCUCCCAAACGCCUCUCCGUGUUGGGUAGAAGUUGAGCCUGGACACUGGCUGGCCUACAGCUUUCCAUGCCAUCUUGAGAUGCAAACCUGCCCCUACCGUAACCCGGGGGUGGAGAACCAGGAGUUGGGGGCCUGGCAGCCCAUCACCUGCGAGGCAAAUGGGAAGACAGGAGCCCGUCUAACGCCCCUUGUGACUGUUUCAAGCCCAGCCCAACCGUUGCAGCUCCCCUCUGGUGCAGACGGGCGCUGAACACCAAAUCAGUCGGCGAGGCAGAAAGACCCUCUGCCCAGGUGUAUCCGCUCUUUGUCCUUCUCUUUCUGUGCUGAGCGUGGCUUGGCUGGGGAGGUUCAUCCCAACGGUCUGAAUUGCAGUCCAGAAGAACCCCGCAGGCCUGAUUCCCUUUCCCUGAUGCUGCUGCAAAUCCAGAGCACUUCCACGGGAGUCAGUGUAAACACAAGUGUGCUGGAACUGGUUUGAAGUGGUUUCCAUGAUAGACGGGGUUGACAAAUUGUGCCAGCCCCCCCUGCAAGCGUAAGGGACAGGGGACUCCCAGCAGUGUACAUUUCAGCACCUGGAGCAAAAGCAGAAGCGGGUUCCAAAGUAGCAUUUUCCCUUCCUUGGCCCGUGUAAGGGCCGUGGGAUUGAUGAACGCCCUCGAGACCUGCUUAUGCUCAGCCCGUGGACCUGAGAGCAAUGGCUGCCUGCUGUCCUCAUGCCCCAGAAGCAGAUAAAGGGGCAGUGCCCGUAUUGCACCCGGACUGCCAGGUUCCUAAGGUGCUCAGCCCGGGAUGGUACCACCUGAUGACUGGGAAUUCUCACUCCUCUUCCAUUGAGCUCUACAGGAUUUAGUGGCUGCGCCUUGGAUAUCGCUCUUAACAUUCAUUCUCUACCGAGCCCUGACUUUCAGUUGUGGUGGUUUGGGGGGUUUUUUUGUGUGUGGUUAAAAAAAUGCAUCUUCCCCGUGCAGCUGAUCCGCAUCUCGCUUAUUUCCCCACAGCAGCAAGGCUGGAGCCCCAGGGCUAGAUCGUACGUUGUCUGGCCAAAAGCAGAACAAAACUGAAAUUCACCGGAGAGGGAUGGGCAACCGAAAGGCCGCCUUGGUCUCGAGAAACCACAGUGAGAAAACCCGGCAGUCCUGAAGCCUUCUGUAUCGCCUGCCCGGGACCAGCGCUGCGGCAGAGAAAAGCCUGACUCCAUAAUGAAUCAUCCCAAGAGGCUGAUGCCUGUCUCUGCCCUUCCCAGCCUCUCCUGGUUCGCUGCCGUCCCCAAACGUCCCAUGUACACGCAGCUACCUUCAUGUCCCGUAUAACCAGCUAAGCACCCGACAGCAGUGGCUGCCUGUUACCGGGGAAGGGGGCACCCUGCUUUAUUUAUCGAUGUUGUGCCAACUAACCCUUCCUUUGUCAUGUUGCGUGUCAGCACACGGGCAACUCUGCUCUGCAGGCUGGGUAACUAACCGGUACCCCGGGGGAGGGAGGAAACACAGGUCAGGAUGCGCUCCUGGAGCAGGGUUGGCCGAUGCUGUUAAUAAAACCACUGUCAAUGUGACUAGCCUGCUUAAUAAACAAUAACCCUUCUAAAACAGACACAAAACCUGGCAUGCUUUUCUUCGUCCCCUCCCGCAGCAGCCCGGUUACAGAUGGCAUAGCAGCAGGGACAGACCGUUGUUGCAUCAUUCUGUUGUCUGCAUCCAGACAUGAUAUGCACCCUCCCUUAGCUAUGCUACUGUCUAGGUAUUUGCACCAUGCUCGUCACCAUAAUGACAGAGUAGAACAGUAACAACCACUGGCCAAGUAUCAGAGGGGUAGCCGUGUUAGUCUGAAUCUGUAAAAAGCAACAGAGGGUCCUGUGGCACCUUUGAGACUAACAGAAGUAUUGGGAGCAUAAGCUUUCGUGGGUAAGAACCUCACUUCUUCAGAUGCAAGUCAGAUGCAACCACUCGCCGUAACUUUUCCUUUCACUCUGCGUUCUGACAUGCAAGUCUAGCUGGGUCCAGACUGGUAGCAAUGUGUGGAUCAGUUUACAGGGGGGGGAGCCUCUGGUUUUGGGGGAACUCCCAUUUGCCCCUAAGUAACCAGGAAACAUACAUGAUCGUUGACUGGAGUCGAUCUAGGUGGAAGGGAUUCCGGCCGUUUCUAGUCGAAACGGUGAAUGGAAAUUCCAGUUUGCAAUAGAUGCUGAGAUUUUCAAAUCUGGCUUCGCUCCAGUUCAACCUCCAACAUUUGGAAAUUCUUGGCAAAGGAAACAUCUGAAAAAAGCUAUUUUGGGAUAGGUCAGACAGUUUUGUUUUUGACACAAUGAAAACAUUUUGUUUCAAUUUACAACUUUGGGAAGUGUUAUAGUAGAACAUAUAGCACCAA
Messenger RNA from Malaclemys terrapin pileata, 6384 nucleotides. It is a transcript of the gene LURAP1, whose product is annotated as leucine rich adaptor protein 1. NCBI's taxonomy places the organism in Eukaryota, Metazoa, Chordata, Testudines, Emydidae. The record is from RefSeq and is a predicted model, not a curated record. The transcript is spliced from 2 exons. Gene Ontology annotation, biological process: positive regulation of cytokine production; positive regulation of canonical NF-kappaB signal transduction. Bases 355 to 1287 code for a protein of 310 amino acids.